Nannospalax galili (Upper Galilee mountains blind mole rat) is the source of this 3635-nucleotide messenger RNA. RefSeq names its product radical S-adenosyl methionine domain containing 2 (gene Rsad2). The record is from RefSeq and is a predicted model, not a curated record. NCBI's taxonomy places the organism in Eukaryota, Metazoa, Chordata, Mammalia, Rodentia, Spalacidae. Gene Ontology annotation, molecular function: 4 iron, 4 sulfur cluster binding; catalytic activity. The transcript is spliced from 6 exons. Bases 442 to 1524 code for a protein of 360 amino acids. Gene Ontology annotation, cellular component: lipid droplet; endoplasmic reticulum membrane; endoplasmic reticulum. Gene Ontology annotation, biological process: defense response to virus; positive regulation of immune response.
CAUGUAUUGCACUUACAUAAAUGCAGGCAAAAUAUACACAUAGAAUAAAAAUAAAUAAAUAAAAAAUUUAGUAUCUAAAUGUGUGUGUAUCAGGAGAGGCUUACCGCAUAUUUUUGUAUUAUAAGAUGAAUAACACAGCACAUAUGUAGGCAAGGCACCUGUACAGAGACUAGGGACUGCUGAAGCCUAUAGUCUCUGUAUACCAUCAGGCAAGAAGGUCUUUACACAGAUCACGUGGGCCAAAGGUGCUCUUUGGCCUCGGCCCUGAGCCUCUGUCUUGGCUCUAUUUCAACUUUCAUUUUCAGAAAAUAGAAACUCUACUCAGCUGAGACGUUCUCAAGGGAGGUAUUUCCCUCCUCCCUGUGGCAGGAUGCUUGGGGGUGUGGCUGGCCUGCAGCCUCAUAAAAUCUGCCAGACAGCUCUGGGUGUCUACUUAACAGGAUGGGGAUGCUAGUGCCCACUGCUCUUGCUGCUCGGAUGCUGAGCCUGCUCCAGCAGCAGCUGGGCUCCCUCUGGGGUGGUCUGGUCAUCCUGCUCUGUUGGCUGAGGGCAGCAUUGGGAUGGCCAGGUCCUGGAAGGGGGCAGCAGCAGGUGCGAGGAGACAUGGAGACCCAGGAGGAAGAAGAGGAGAAUCGUGCUCUGCCCACAAUCCCCGUCAGUGUCAACUACCACUUCACCCGUCAGUGCAACUACAAGUGUGGCUUCUGCUUCCACACAGCCAAGACGUCCUUCGUGCUGCCCUUGGAGGAAGCCAAGCGAGGGCUCCUGCUGCUCAAGAAAGCCGGUAUGGAGAAGAUCAACUUUUCAGGAGGCGAGCCCUUCAUACAUGACCAGGGUGAAUAUGUAGGGAAACUGGUAAGGUUCUGCAAGGAGGAGCUGGCCUUGCCCUCUGUGAGCAUCGUGAGCAAUGGCAGCCUGAUCCGGGAGAGGUGGUUCAGAAACUAUGGUGAGUAUUUGGACAUUCUUGCCAUCUCCUGUGACAGCUUUGAUGAGCAAGUCAACAUCCUUAUUGGCCGAGGUCAAGGGAAGAAGAACCACGUGGAGAAUCUUCAUAAACUGAGGAGGUGGUGCAGGGAUUACAGGGUGGCUUUCAAGAUCAAUUCCGUCAUCAAUCGGUUCAAUGUGGAGGAAGACAUGAACGAGCACAUCAAGGCGCUGAGCCCUGUCCGCUGGAAGGUCUUCCAGUGCCUCCUCAUUGAGGGGGAAAACUCUGGAGAAGAUGCCCUGAGGGAGGCAGAAAGAUUUCUUAUAAGCAAUGAAGAAUUUGAAGCAUUCUUAGAGCGUCACAAAGAAGUGUCCUGCCUGGUGCCGGAAUCCAACCAGAAGAUGAAAGACUCCUAUCUUAUUCUGGAUGAAUAUAUGCGCUUUCUGAACUGCACUGAUGGGCGAAAGGAUCCUUCCAAAUCCAUCCUGGAUGUGGGAGUGGAAGAAGCAAUAAAAUUCAGUGGGUUCGAUGAGAAGAUGUUUCUGAGGCGUGGUGGGAAGUAUGUCUGGAGCAAGGCAGACCUGAAGCUGGACUGGUGAGGCUGAGAGAGGAAGGGGACUCUGAGCACCUGUGGGAAGUCCACAUGCAGCUAUCUUCUGUCCACCAAGCUAGGAUCCUGGUCUAUCUCCAGGGCUGAAAAUCUGACUCACUGCUGCGUAUCACAUCUGAUGGUCUGUGGAUUUUGUUACAGAAACAACCACCUGUUUUUGUUUUUUUUUCAGCUUGUUUGAGCUAAGAAAGGAGUAAAGCAACAUAAUGACAACAAGGGAAGUUUUGAAUGUUCCCUGUGCACACAGCUAAACUACAGUUUACAGAUGGCUCUGUGAGAAAUAAACUCCAGGGAUCCCAAUGAGCCAGUAUCUAAUUUGUAUUUGAUUUUAAGAGACUUUUAUUGUGACUGCCUUGUUUUUAUUUUGAAGCCUAUUUUUCAUUUGAGAAUGUUAGUUCUUUUCUGCUAUAUCUGCCAGUAUUCCCACCAUGAAACAGCAUGAAAUAGAUGCUCGUAUUCCUGGUACCUGUUCUAAACACUUUCCCUUUCUGCCUUGUGUUCUUGGAGGUUUUACUGAAAAGUAUACAGAGAUAUACACAUAUCUCAAAGAUCCAUAAAGGAGAGUCUUAUUUGUAAAGAGCACCUGGAAGGAGUUACUAACGGCAGGGAAGAUGAUGAGACACUUCCCCAGUCUCUGAUGGAGCUGAAUGAAUGACAAUUGGUCUAGGCUGUGCCACCUCGUGUAAGAGUCUUUCAUGAUGUGGGCAUGAAAACAGUGCUUAGGUGGCUGCACCCACCUAGUGUUCAGGCUGCACGAGUGUGUCAUGCUGAAAUACAAGUUUGUUUGGGUAGAAGGUUGUCCCUUAGUCUGAAGUAAGAGAGCAGCUAUGUGAGCAUAGUCCAUUUGGGUGGGCUGGAAAGACUCUGACAGGGACGUAACGUUGGGCUGGUGUUAGUAUAAGUGAACUUGUGGCACCAGAGAUUAUUUCUCAACUACCUAUGAAGUAAGACCCAGGCUAGGCCAAUAUGAAAAGAGAUAGUUCCUUUUCUGUAUCAAAAAGGCAUAGGAAGGAAUGUCGCUUAGUCAAAAUCCUCUUCCUGUGGAAAUAUUGCAUGAACUUCAUUAUGUAACCUAGACAGCAUCUCAAGGUCUGGAAAAUAAUAACUUCCUAUCAUUGUUUCAAAAGAGCAGAAUCACUGAAACUUGUUUUGCCCAGGCAGUGGGAUUUAAAUUCCACUGCAAAUCCAGUGCUGCCACUAGAGAGCACUAGGCAUCUGAUUUCUUAAGCAUUUUAGAGAAAUUUUGCUUUCAGAGCCUGUUUCCCAACUUGGUGAUUUGGGGUUGUUUGUUUUGUUUUCUGGUGCAGAAAUUGCAACCAGGGCUUUGCACAGAACUUAUUUUUGUGAUCUUUUUUUAUCACAAAAAUUUCCAUGCUUCAGUUAGGUCACUAUGAUUCAAUUGAGACAUACUUAUGUCUCAUCAAAAAUAAGAUAUGUCGUCCUGUAUUUUCUCCUGUACACAUUUUGUUUGUUUGUUUAUUUGUUUGGGUGGUUGGUUUUGUCUGAUUUUGUUUGAAACAGAAUCUAGAUAAGUGCUUCAGGCUGGCCUGGAACUUGUGAUUGUGCUGCCACAGCCUCCCAAAUGAAAGUGAUUACAGGCAAGUAUCACGUCCAACUCUUACAUAAAUAUUUUUAAGAGAACAAUGAAUCAUGUUUUUCCCUGUGUAUUUUGAAAUUACAUAAUCUACAAUGAUCUCUCAUAAUUAGCUUAUAUGCAAAACAAAUCUUUUCGUUAAAUGGAGUGAACUCUGUUCACGUGUGAAAGCCAGAAGGGCUGAUACUCAGUGGGGACUGAGUCACGUGACCUAAAAGCUAACUUGAACCUGAAAUCUAAAUUUUCUAAGUUGGAAUGUAUUUUGUUCUAGUUAAGAAAAACUGUAUUUUCUCUUUCCCCUGGGGAAAAUAUAAUAUGAACAAAGUAGACUUGAGAAAUGAACUGCUCUCUAAAUGUAUUUCCCAGCUGUCUCAGCCUCUUCUAAACCCUUUAUGCAAGCUCAAGAUUUGUGAGCCCUUUAUGUUUAAAACUUCUGCUAGAUGAGGAAGCGCUGAUCUUCCUAAAACAAGGGACUCUAGAUAGAUUGACUAGACUCAGCGGAGGGA